Molecule: messenger RNA, 519 nt
Organism: Staurois parvus
Lineage: Eukaryota; Metazoa; Chordata; Amphibia; Anura; Ranidae
Source: the annotation of a GenBank genome assembly
AUCAAGCACCUAGGCAUGCAGACUGCUUCUACAAACAUUUGUGGAAGAAUAUGUUUCUCUCAGGAGCUCAGUGAAUUCAAGUGUGGUACCAUGAUAGGUUGCCACCUGUGCAAUAAGUUCAUCCUUGACAUUUCCUUGCUACUAAAUAUUCCACGGUCAGCUGUUAGUGGUAUUGUAACAAAGCGGAAGCAACUGGGAACAACAGCAACUCAGCCACUAAGUGGUAGGCCACGUAAAAUGACAGAACGAGGUCAGUGUAUGCUGAAGCACACAGUGUGCAGAAGUCACCAACUGUCUGCAGAGUCAAUAGCUAAUGACCUCCAAACUUUGCUUGGCCUUCAGAUUAGCACAACAGUGUGUAGAGAGCUUCAUGGAAUGGGUUUCCAUGGCCGAGCAGCUGCAUCCAAGCCUUACAUCACCAAGUGCAAUGCAAAGCGUUGGAUGCAGUGGUAUAAAACACUCCACCACUGGACUCUACAGCAGUGGUUGCCUGACUGCAUUGUGCCAAGUGUAAAGUUU